CGCAGGUUUGGACUGCUGUGAAUGCUACUGAUGUUGAGCUCCUGUGGUGACCCAGCACCCCAUAGGAGGAGCAAGUGAGCUGAGACGUCAACGCAAAAAAUUAUAGCCAUGCAAGCUACCCCUGCGCUCAGCUGCUGGGAGAGUGCAUACAUGGCUUGUGUGACAGCACUAGCACGCAGAAGCGGCAAUGAAAUGCAGUCAGCAAUACAGCUGGGAGACAGGCAGCGAGGCAGGCACUGUUCCAGUGACUAAAAUGAUCGCACCGUGAGCCAGCCUGCAGUGCCUCCAAAAGUGGCUGAUUACUACUACAGGAGCUCGGCUUUCUUUGCAGUUACUCCAGUUCCCCCCGGGUGACUGCAGUGUGUGCUCUGUUUUGGUUUUGUUUGCCUUUCUUUUUUAUACCCGCACAUCCCACCACCACCCGUCUCCCUCUCUCUCCUCCCGUGUCCUUCUCUCCAGGAUGGCGGAAGCAGAGUUGCACAAGGAAAGGCUCCAAGCCAUAGCAGAGAAAAGGAAAAGACAGACAGAAAUAGAAGGCAAGAGACAACAGCUUGAGGACCAGAUACUUCAGCUGCAGCAUUUCAAGUCAAAAGCUCUUCGGGAAAAAUGGCUGCUACAGGGAGUUCCUGCUGGCUCUGCAGAAGAGGAAGAAGCCAGAAGGAGGCAGUCAGAAGAGGAUGAGCUGAAGGUGAAAAAGCUGGAAGAAAACAUAUACAGGCUGGAACAAGAAAUACAGAAAUUAGAAAGUGAGGAAUCCCAAAUAUCUGCCAAAGAACAAAUCAUUUUGGAGAAACUAAAGGAGACUGAGAAAUCCUUUGACAACUUGCAAAAGAAUUUCUCACACCAGGAUGGUGAUGCAGUAAAUUACAUUUACUCCCAGAUCCCUGAACUCCCAACCCUCUAUUCACGAACAGCAGAGCCAGUUCCUGGGUGGGACGCAGCAAGCAGAGUAGCUGCUUUGUGCACCAUGGAAAUUAAUGUGGAGAAAGACAAACAGACAGGAGAGACCAAGAUUGUCUCUGCUUCACCUAUUGGCCCAGAUGAGGCCCAUCAAAGAGGAUUCAAAGUCUAUGAUGAUGGUACCAAGGUAGUCUAUGAGGUUCACUCUGGUGGCACAGUGGUAGAAAAUGGAGUACAUAAAUUAAGCUCAAAGGACGUAGAUGAACUUAUGCAAAAAGCUGGACAAUCAAGUGUAAAAGGAGGGUAUGAAACAAUGACCGUGUCAGACAGAAAUGAGGUAGCCGAUGGAAACCUUAGCCAUAUGAAGGAGCAAAUGCUCUUCAAGGAGGCAAAGCUGGAAAUGAUACACAAACCCAGCAAAGGGCAUGCUGUGAACCCUCAGACCCAAGACAAACCCUGUGGUGGUGAAGCCCCAGAGGCCAGCACAGACCAGCCAGUGACAAUGAUAUUUAUGGGCUACCAGAACAUUGAUGAUGAAGAGGAGACAAAGAAAGUGUUGGGCUAUGAUGAGACCAUCAAGGCAGAGCUAGUCCUGAUUGAUGAAGAUGACGAGAAGUCAUUGCGAGAGAAGACAGUGACAGACAUCUCCACCAUGGAUGGGAACGCUGCUGAGCUGGUCUCUGGCAGGCCCCUGUCGGACACGACAGAGCCCUCCUCUCCCGAGGGUAAGGAAGAGAGCCUGCCUUUGGAAGCUGCCCCAGGCGCAGAAGGAUCAGAUAUGCUGCCAAGGGACCCGCCGGGAUCCUGCUCCUGUGAAAGUCCCGAAGCCGAGGAGGGUGCAGGGAAAUCUUCCAGAAUCCCUGAGGAUGACAUCAGGUUGAGAAAAGAUAGAGACCAAAACUGUGCCAAUUUCUUGGAGCCAGCUACUGUGCUUGCUACAAAAGAAGAGAAAAUGGAAAUUGAAGUUCCAGUUUCUGAACAUAAAAACAUCACCACAGUGGCUUCACCACAUCCCAUGGACAAUCCAACACAUUUCUUUUCCUCUGCUACCAGCCACAAUGGUCUUAAGGAAAGGCACGAAUCUCUGGACAGUGAAGUUGCUAAGGAGAUCAGAUACCUAGAUGAAGUGUUGGAGGCAAAUUGCUGCGAUUCUAGUGCAGAUAAUCCCUUUAAUGGGACAUCCUCCCCUGAACCAAGUGCAGUCUCCAUUAUGGAUGGCUCAGGAGCAUCUGUUAAUGUCAAUAAUAGUUCCACUCCCAGUGAAAGGGAAGAAAAUGUAGCUGUCAAGCAGACACCUUUGGUAGUUGAACCAAGUGAAGCUAGCAUAGCACAUGAGAACCUGAAAUCUAAUGGCCAUUCCUUCAGUGAACUAAAAGAUGACACUAGGGAGAGUCUGAAGGUGCCAGGAAGUCCUGCUUCUUCAAACAGCUCUAGAAGAUCCUCUAAGGAUGGAGAAACAACUCUUACAACCCUUAAGAAAGAGGCAAAGUUUGAACUACGAGCCUUCCAUGAAGACAAAAAGCCCUCAAAGCUCUUUGAAGAUGAGGAAGAGAAGGAAAAAUACAGGGUUCGCAAAGUGAGAUCGUCAGAGGAAAUGAUGGAACUUGAAAAGGAAAGAAGGGAACUUAUUAAAAGCCAGGCUGUCAAGAAAAACCCCAACAUUGCUGCCAAAUGGUGGAACCCUCCCCAAGAGAAGACCCUGGAGGAUCAACUGGAUGAAGAGCAUCUGGAGUCCCACAAGAAGUACAAGGAGCGCAAGGAGAGACAGCAGCAGCAAGGUGCAACAUCCUUUGUACCACCAGAGCCAGUCACUAUCAAGAAAGAGGAUAUUGUCACAGAGCAGAUUGACUUCUCAGCUGCCAGGAAGCAGUUCCAGCAGAUGGAGCAUUCAGGGCUGUCUCAGGGCCAGGCCCCACUGAGGCGGUCAGGAACACCCAAAAUGUUCUCCAUCAAACCCUUCUGCAAAAGCCUCAAUUCUUCUCAUAUUGAUAGGCCACUGUCCUCAGUGACAAGACCCAUUUCAGUGUGUGGGCCAGCAGGACAGCUGGAGGGGAACAGUGCCACUGUUGUCAAAGCACAGAAGGUCUCCUGUACCUUAGAAGAUGAUACAAGUACUCAGACUACAACUGCUGACCCAGUAAGAGAGUUACCAUGCACUGAUAGCUCCAGAGCUGGACAGGCCUCGAAGCUGUGGGCAGAAGAUGGAGAAUUCAUGAGUGCAAGAGCAGUCUUCACAGUGGUGAAGGAUGAUGGACAGGGCAUGCUAGACCAGUUCCCAAAGUCAGGCAGUGCCUCUUCUCCUCCAGAGGAGCUUGACUCCGGCUUGGAUGACUUGUCUGUCAGGUCUCAGGAUACCACCGUCUUGGAGACCCUUUCCAACGACUUCAGCAUGGAUAACAUCAGUGACAGUGGUGCUUCCAACGAGACCAUGAGUGCUCUGCAGGAAAGCUCGCUGGCUGAUUUCUCCCUGCCGCAGACCCCGCAGGCUGACACUCCAGCAGAGUGUAGGGGUGAAGGCAUCUCUAAGUCAUUCAGCGACCCAGGCUGUGACUCAGCCUCCUCUGCCUUGGCAGACUCCAUGCUGAUUGAUGACCAGCUGGAGUACCAUGCUGACCUGCUGGUUCAAAACGCCAUCCAACAAGCCAUAGCCGAGCAGGCGGAUAAAGCAAGCUGCAGGAAAGAAGAAACCCCAGUGGAGAAAGAGGUCUCGGUCGAAGAGCAGCCAGCCACCCCUGGGCCAGCUCCAGCCUCCAGGGGGCAGCAGAACCCAAUGUUUGAGCCACCCCAGGUGUCCUCACCUGUCCAGGAAAAAAGGGAUACCAUACCAAAGAUUUCAAAAGAGGAAGACUCAGGACUCAGGGAAGGGAAGAGUUUGCAGCAGUCGCCUGUGUACUCCGCCAGCCAGCCGUUCCUUGUGGAGGAGAACAGGCAUGAAGUCAGCUAUUUCAGCAAGUAUUCAGAGGCAGCUGAGCUGAGGAGCACAGCUUCCAUCCUGGCCACGCAGGAAUCUGAAGUGACCGUGGGCCCUUUCAAGUUACGGUCAAGGAAGCAGCGGACUUUAUCGAUGAUAGAAGAAGAGAUCAGAGCUGCCCAGCAACGAGAAGAGGAGCUGAAGAGGCAGCGGCAAGGUCUGCAGAUGGCACCAAGCCCUGUUACAAAGAGCGCACCACCCAUGCCCACCACCAAAACUGUGUCUUACAAAACUGCACCAGGAAAGAUAGGGAAGAUCAAGCCUCCUCCAUCACCCACCACAGAAGGCCCUGUCUCACAGUCUGACCCACCAGCCGAGGAGCCUGCAGGAGCCCAACGACCCAAGAACUUAAUGCAGACCCUCAUGGAGGAUUACGAAACACAUAAAACCAAGAGACGGGAAAGGAUGGAUGACAGCAGUUACGCCUGUAAAUUACUGUCUAGCAAGGUUACUUCUGAGGUCCUUGAGGCGACCAGGGUGAACCGCAGAAAGAGCGCUCUGGCACUGCGUUGGGAAGCCGGCAUUUAUGCCAACCGGGAGGAAGAUGAAUAACCACACUGCAGUGUGAAGACAGUGACCAGGCACACCGAAACCAAAAAAAAAAAAAAAAAAGAGAAAGGAAGGAAAAAAAAACACAAUCCAAACAUAAAAAACACCAUGAAAGCAGCAGCAUUUUUAUCCAAUAUUUAUUAAUUAAAUACACAAAAAACUCGAUGCACAUAGACACAGAAAUGAUCCGACUCCUGGCAAUUGUCUAACAACAGGAAAAAACCCACCUAGAAAAUAACGCCCUCUUCCUUCCCUCCAUCCCUCCUCUGAAGUAAUGCAAUGGGGAGAGUGCACGGGGUGGGAAUGCAUGGCUGGAGGUCGGUGUGGAGGAGCCUGUGGCCAGGGUUCAUGCCCUCCUUCCCGCUGGCCCAGUUGGCAGCCCUGCCUUGUCCCUGGCAUCACCAUCCCCAGAGCAACUGGUCAGACACGUCUGCAGUUCCUUCACCAUCCACAGCGCGGCACCCAGACUGUUGGUGUUACUUCGGCGUACUCUUAUCCAGCCACAAAACAUAACAAUAUUGCCCUGUGUUGCUAUUCCUUUGAGAAGACGGAAGGGUUGGGUUUGGGAUUGGGGUGGUUUUGGAGGUGGGUGGGUUCUGCUCCCCCUUCUAGUAAUUAAUCUGUUUGAAAGGAAAAACCAACAGGGAGGUAGUUAUUGCAAAUGUACAAUCCAGUAGACACAGUAAAACAGUCCUCGUGUUGCAAACACAAGCCAUCACAAUUUAGGAGUGGAAUAGAUGGGGAUGAGAGCUAAGCCAAAUGGAUUAACUUAGCUUUAGGAUCCUAUAUGCUUGCAAUAUCACCUGAGCUACAGGUUCUCAGAGCAUAUUUACGCAGCAAAGUUUCUAAUAGAAAAUCUGUAUUUAGUGGAUAACAACUAUUUUUUGAUGGUGGGGAGGGAAAAGUGGCAUAUGUGUAAAAUCUAUGAAGAUGGGUAAUUUGAAGUAGAAAGGUAGUGGGAAAGGGAUACAGAUAAAGGACAUUUAAUUUUUAAAUGAGGCAAUAAUUGAAGUAAGCCAGUCUCUGGCCUAGAGAGAGGUAUGAAAUAAGAAAAAUAGUUAGAUCUUCAACUAUAUUUAUACAACAUAAGAAGCCUUUGAAGUACAAUGAUUUGUGGAAGUCUUCACGUUUCCAGGCAACAAAAAAAAAGCUAAAGGGCAUAAUGGGUUGGAAGGAGUGUGCAAGGAAGAGCAGGCAUGGGAAGAAAACAUUAGUUUUGCCGUUCAGCCAGUGUUUUCAGUGCUACAGACAAACCAUAGAGCCUUUAGUUAUUGCUUAGACUUGGGAUCAUCAGUGAAGGAUUAGUGUGGAUCUUUGUGUGCGUGCAGGCAUGUGUGUGUGUGUGCAUGUGUGUGUGCAGGUGCGUGCAUGAGGUUGGCAUACCAGGAACCGUAUGGUAGUGCGUGUACUCAUUAUUUUCUCCAAAGCUGUUUACCAGCUGUAGGUGUGAGUGCUAAUUUCUUUCUUCUUUUUUUUUUUUUUUUUUUUUCCUGAACGGGGAUAUAAAAACAAGGCACUGAGUUAAUGCAGUAUUUGUGAUAUUAAAAUUUGACCCAACAUCAUAUUUGCAUGAGUCACGAUUGCAAAGUAUUGACCAGUUUUGUAAGCUGACAAUUAGGAAAAGAAAUGUGGUAUUUAUUCUUGUGCUUUGUAUUUGUAUGUAGUGUAGAGCGGACUUACUUUUUCUUUUCACCAAGUAAUAUUAUAGGCAUAUUUUACAACUAGGAACCAUAAUUUCUGGACUAGAAAACAACAAGUUUUGGAGGUGACAGAAAAAAGGCACUGAGUGUUUUUUCGAUAUUCAGUCUUUUUUAUAAACGAUUAUUAUUUUGACAUGUUUUUAAGAAACCAUUAGCCAGGUCCUCCCUUAAGCCUUUCCUUGUUUUCAUGACCUGCUGUGCUGUUUUAUCCUGAAACACUGAGCUCAUUUAAAAUAAGUACUGAUACUGUGAACAUACUUCUGGUGCUUUUCUUAAACAAACACAGAGCUUGCAACCAAAUUAUUCCCCACACCACCACCUCCCCACUUCAGUUCCUCCAGCAUGUGAUUUCUGUCCAUGGACACUUAACAUUUUGAGGCUCGUUUUCAGGGAAUUGUAGCAAAUACAAUUACAUAUACCUGUUGACUCAGUUCUGCCAAUUGUCUCCCUAAGUGCUAUUGAAUAGAAAACAGAAGAGCAUUCACUGUGAUAAGGGCAGUGAGCUUAUCUCAAGGAUGCUCUCUAAACCCAGGUGCAUGGCAAAGCACUCUAUGAAGGAAUUAUAUUCCCAAUGAAGUGUACGCAUUGUUCAACCAACAGCUGUGAUUCAUGCCUGACUAUAGGAAAAGCACCACCACCAGUGCAGCACUGUAGUGAGACCGUACAUCAUGGAGCCUCCGUGAGCUCUCUGCAUCUGUACCAAGAGGAGUCCUGACCCCCUCCACCCUUGGAGAGAGCUUAAGUGAGACUGGGGAAAAGGGUGUUUCCUGAGCAGAAGAGAUGGCCCCUGCACUUGCAGUGAGGUGGUCUUGCACCAAAAUCAUGGUGUUCAGAGUUCCCCCAAUAUUGCCCUGAAAGCAGGGCAGCCCUGCGCUGCCUUCCCAAGAACCUGCAUCUUUGUUUAACCUGGAGGCCUGUUUCCCCUCCUGCUCUCUCCCUGGAAGCCAGUGGCAUUGAUCACCCAUCACAAGACAUCUCUUCAGGCUUUGCCACAUCCUUCCCUCCCACCACAAUCAGCCGUGAGUGUUUGAAGUGAAAAUAAAAUGGUUCCCCUAGAAAGGGGAUGUGGUGAUGGGGAGAGGACAGGCAGGAGUCCUCUGCACCAGAAACAUCUGCUUUUGGCCCCUGUGACAAAAGUAUUUGCAUGUAUCGGUCCAGGAAAGCCAAACUUUCACCCAGCAGACUUCUGUUCUCUUCCAGAAAUUAUGGACAUGCAUAGUCAGCAGCACACAUUCAGCGCUGUGGUAACAGGAGUGCGAUGCAGUUUACUUGCCUCUGUUAUUUCAUUUGCAUGCUACCAAGCUUAGGUGUUUAUAAGUAUAUGCCAGUAAUACAUAUCUAUGUAACUAUCAAAUGCAACAAGAGCACUAUUACAGAGUUAACUUUGUCUCCACAAAAGCGCUCAGAUCCUUUCCCGUGGCAAAGACUGGUUUUAAUGAAACUGUGUAUUGAGAAAUAGUUAAGCAUUAGCAUUUGUGAUUAUAAUCAGUUUGGAGUUACAGUGCAGGUUUUCUGAACAAUUUUUUUAAAAAGCUGCCAGUUUGAGCUUCAUCUUGCUCUGUACUGACAUUAUCUGAAGGAAAAUAGAGUAGCAUUGACAUGUUUGGCAACCAGAAGGCAGCUUCCUUGUCAUGACUUAUCAACCAGUUUCAACAGUACCUGGCUUUCUGUAUGUUAACCACUUAAAUGUUAUCCUGCUUCUGUUUUAUAGUGACUGUGAGGCCUACAAUGCAAGUAUAUAAUUAUUUUCUCAUUAAAACAGAAACCUGUGUUGUGUUUCUAUAAA
Molecule: messenger RNA, 7906 nt
Organism: Pezoporus occidentalis (night parrot)
Lineage: Eukaryota; Metazoa; Chordata; Aves; Psittaciformes; Psittacidae
Gene: PALM2AKAP2
Product: PALM2 and AKAP2 fusion
Exons: 12
Coding region: 461-4423 (1320 amino acids)
Biological process (GO): regulation of cell shape
Cellular component (GO): membrane
Source: RefSeq, a predicted model, not a curated record